Molecule: messenger RNA, 2871 nt
Organism: Periophthalmus magnuspinnatus
Lineage: Eukaryota; Metazoa; Chordata; Actinopteri; Gobiiformes; Gobiidae
Gene: map7d2a
Product: MAP7 domain containing 2a
Exons: 17
Coding region: 226-2667 (813 amino acids)
Biological process (GO): microtubule cytoskeleton organization
Cellular component (GO): microtubule cytoskeleton
Source: RefSeq, a predicted model, not a curated record
CUGUGGGUCGGUCAGUACCGUGAUUUAGUGCGCAGCAUCCUCCGCACCAGCCCCAGCUCCUUUCCAGCUCCUCUCCAUCAUCAGCCUCUUAUUGACCUUCGCAGCAUCCGGCUCAUUUGUGUCUGGUUGCUGUUUGUUUCUUUCCUUUGGCGCUGCGUUUCUUUCUGUUGUGUUGAAAGGCGUACAGCUGCACUGGCGUCACUGCAGAUUGUUGGGGGACAGCUCAUGUCUACUACAAUGGCGAAAACAACUGCAUCAUCUGCAAACCAAGAUUUGUUGGGGUUAGAGCAGAAGAUGGCACCACCCUCAGUCUCUCUUCUUGAAAAGAAAUCUCCAACAAAUGGUCACAGCUCCCCAGCCCGAACUGGCAAAACUACUCCCUCAAACACAGAGAAGAAGCCACAAAUAAAUGGUCAUGCAUCCCCUUUACAUGUUCAAGUGAACAGCACUAACAAAACAAUGCCAGAGGGUUAUAUGAAGACUGACGACAGGGUACGUUUGGCCAAGGAAAGGCGUGAAGAAAGAGAGAGAAGUCUUGUGGCCCGAGAGCAGAUGAUUAAAGAGAAAGAACGGCGUGCACAACUGCAGUAUGAGCGCACACUGGAGGAGCGAUGUCGACGUCUGGAGGAGCAGAGGCUGAGGGAGGAGCAGCGCCGAGCCGCAGUGGAGGAGAAAAGAAGGCAGCAGCUCGAGGAGGAGAGGGAGAGACUUGAGGCACGAAUAAAGAGGUCUCUGGAACGCAGUCUUCAGCUGGAGCAGAGGAGUAGACGAUGGGGCAGAGGAUACCCAGGCGCAGGUGACUGUGAGAAUGCUUCUCUCCCCUCCGCUGCCUCCGCCUUUCCCCAUGGCAUUGCCUCCCCUAUUCCUGCUGUCAGCGAAUCUGCGCCCUGCAGCCCGCACAGGUCCCCGUACCGCAUGGAUCACAGUAGAGUAGUUCUACAAGGAGGCUCUCAGUCCACCCCGAACACCCCUAAAAAACAGCGCUUGCAGAAAUAUAGAAAUGCCUCUCCAGGUUAUGGUUCCCCUUUGAGGAGGUCUGAAUCUCCAGCUGCAGUCAAACACACAACUUCUCGUACAUCCAAUGUUGUAUCAAAGAUGCGUACUCAUUCACCCAACACCUUACACCAAAACCAAAACUCUCCAGUAAGACAAAAUGCAAAUACCUCAAAGGGCGUCAAGAAAGCAGAAGAGGUGAAGGAAAAACACAACAAACUCUCCAAAAAUGAAAGUCCUCAGAGGACUGUUCAAGCUGAAAGAAGCAAUGCUGAUCCCAAAAGUAAAGGUGGGCCUCAGGGAGUAAAAGUGAACAUGACUGAAAAGUACCACUCUCCUGAAAGUAAAAGCAAAGGAGGUCACCCAAAUGUCCAGGAAGCAGACAAGAAUAAAGAUACUGUCCCGAGCACAUCUUCUGGGAAGGUGGUUACGGGUACGACCAGUGAGGAGGAGGCCACGAGACUGUUAGCUGAACGUCGGCGCCUGGCUCGAGUUCUGAAGGAACAGGAGGAGAAGAAGAAAGCACAAGAGGAAGAAGAAAGACUGAAAAAGGAACCAGAGAAGAAACCAAUUGCACAGCAACAACAGGAAGCAAAAGUUGAAGCACAAAAAGAAGAUAUUAAAAAAGUAGAAAAUCUGAAAAAUGCAAAUCAAAUAAAUGGGGAAAAAGAGCACGUGAUGCAAAAUGGCAAAGAGGAAAAGGCCAAAGCACUGACACCUGAAGAGACAGGACAGCAACAACAAGAACGAGAGCUUCAGAAGCAACAAGAAGAGGAGGAGAGACAGCUGCGCAAAAAGAGAAUUGAAGAAAUAAUGAAGCGAACCCGGAAAGGGGAAGGGGACUUGAAGGUGGAGGAGAGUGCCGGGGCAGACACAGGGGAAAUACAAGUCAGUGUUGAUGGUAAGGGGAUGGAGCAAACAGAACAAAAGGUUGAGGUGCAAAUCAAAAGUGAAGUUGUUAGCACUCUGUUGAAGAAAGAAGGACUGACCACUGAUCAAAAGGAAAACUCCAAAAGUGAGGAUAUCUUAAAAGCAGAUAUCCAAAAGCCAGAAGAGACCCAGCAGUGCAGUGACAACAAGAAAUGUACACCAAAGAAAGGCAUGGAUCAAUGUAAGCAGAGCAAUGCAAGUAUUAAAAUGGCAAACCAAAUAAACAAGGCAGUUAAAAGAGAAAGCAGUGGGGAGCUGGUGAAGAGAGUCGUGAAAAGUGAGACUAAUCAUGUGACCACAGAAGUUAGCAGACACCAAACUCUGCAUGUGUCAAAGACUGAGGUCAACGGGGCAUCCCAGAACCAAGUGACUAAACCCUUGGUGACCCCCCUCCCUUUGGGACACCUUACUCCCCCCAUCAUCAAACUCGCACCUCUGGAUGUAUCCGGGACAAACUCUGGGGAUGAGGUGCAAUCAAUGGAAGUCAGUCCAGUGUCAAAAGAAGAACUCAUCUCAAUCCCAGAGUUUUCUCCAGUAAAUGACGAUCCAAACAGUGGCUUGAGUAACAGCAAGGCCCUUGAAGACUUGAUGGAUCUGACAGGAAGUGUGAACCCGCGGCUCUCCCCUCAAAACCACAUUGGGGACUGUAACCAAAAUCUUAUCCAAGGUGUGGUCAGCCCAAUGUCUGAUUCAAAACUCAUCAGGAAGUCACCUCCAUCCCCAAAUAAACUCACUGUUAAGUAACUGACAUGCUUGCUUUCCCACUGUGCCCAUCUAUAAACAUUUGGACACUGUGUUACUUUCUUAAGGAAUUGAGCCAUACUGGUUGGUGUUGAACUAUCAACUGUAACUUGCAAAAUGUCACAAAUACUCUAGAAGAAAAGAAUAUCUUGAAAUUGAACAAAAAAUAUUUGUUCAAAUAUUUAAAAUAGUCAGGGAAAGGACAGA